CCUUGACUUUUCCGUUGUCACAUAUAAACUACCUCCACUGCGUUCAACUUAUACGUCCAAUUAAAAUCUAAUUAUUCAAUCACCUAUAAUUUUCCAUUUUAGUGUAAUAAAAAUCAUGUACGAAUUCAUUGUGAGAUAAGAGGAGUUAAACUCACAUGGUCUCGCGACCGAUUCGCGUAAAGACAAUGAAAAUCACAGAAGGAGAAUAUUAUUGUUAAAACCGCAAAGUGUAUAUGACAAAAGUGAAAGAACCGAAAAGUCAUUACAGUUUGAAAAACCGCGACACGAGCACUAUUAAUGAGACACUAAAAAAAAAAUAAUAAAAUUUUUUUUUUUAAUUUCAAUACAUAUUUUCCAAAAUUAUACAAUAGAGAAAGAAAAAUUAAAAAAAAUCAAUUGACUACAUAUAUAAUAUUGAUUAAAAUCAGAUAAAAUACAAAAGAUUUCUCUUUGAUAUCCGCGCGUUUGUCAAAAUUAAUAAUCAAACUAAAUUCUUUUGAAAAAUUAAUAUUAACAAGAAUUUUUUUUUUUGCAAAGUUAAUUGAAAUUAUAUAUUUUACAAAUGUGAUCGUUGGAUUUAAAUGUGAUUUUUUCAUCAAAUGUGAGAUUUUGUUUUCAUAUUUAAGUGACGUAGGUGAAAAAUUAAUUUUUUCGAAAUUGAAAACUAUUAUUAAAAAUAGAAACAAAAAAAAAAAAGAAGCAAUAAUGUCAGAAAAAACAAUCACACCUUCUAUACCAGGGAAAAAUCGACAAUAUUUAGCUGCAACUACAGUGAGUUUGUCGGCCCUUGCUUAUGGAACAUCAUUAGGAUGGGUGGCUCCCGUUCUUCCACGUUUAUUAAGUGAAGAGACACCGGUGGGAAAUGAACCCAUGACAGACGAAACAGCCUCAUGGCUUAUAAGUUCAUUAUGUCUGGGUGGUUUGAUAACGACACCAAUUUUAGGACCACUCGCUGAAAAAUUUGGUAGGAAAUUUGUGGGAUGCCUCAUUGCAUUGCCAUUGAUACUUAGUUGGCUACUAAAAAUUUUUGCUCAAGAUUCAAAUUAUCUUAUUGCCGCGAGAUUUUUCGCUGGUUGCGGUGGUGCUGGUAGUAUUUUUGUAAUUUCACUUUACAUUUCGGAAACGACAAGUGAUGCAAUACGUGGAACUGCAGGAAGUUUUUUGGUUCUUUUUCUCAAUAUUGGAAUUCUCCUCUCAUAUAUCAUUGGACCAAUUUUAUCAUUUAGCUUCUUUGGUAUUGUUUGCCUUUGUCUGCCAAUAUUUUAUCUUGGCUGCUUUGUCUUCUUACCGGAAACACCAGUGUACUUAAUUAGGAACAAUAGACUUAAUGAUGCAAUCAAAUCAUUGUCAUGGUUAAAGGAGGGAAAUAAAUCAGCAAUUGAACAGGAAUUAGUUUAUCUACAGGGUCAAGCAAAGGAAACGAGUUUUUCAAAAUCAGCAAAAUUUUCUGAUCUCUUUAAAGAGAAAGGGACAAUCAAGGGAUUGAUUAUUGCAUUUAUUUUACUUGGUGGACAACAAAUGUGUGGAAUGUUUGUGAUGCUUAGUUAUGCAACGAAAAUUUUCGAAAUGUCCGGAAGUUCCAUUUCACCGGACAUAUCAACAAUUAUUAUUGGAAUAAUGCAAUUAAUUGGCUCUUAUAUUUCAACAUUUCUCAUUGAACGUGCGGGUAGAAAAUUAUUGACAAUAAUUUCAUGUGCUAUAAUGUGCACUUGUCACGUUGUUCUUGGUAUAUUUUGUCAUUUUCAAGCAUUAGAUUAUGAUUUAACAUCAAUUGGAUGGAUUCCUGUAAUUGCCCUUUCAAUAUUUGUCAUGGCACAUUGUUUGGGAUUGGGUCCCGUACCAUUUAUUGUGGUUUCGGAAAUUUUUAAACCCGAUAUUGCAAGUUUAGCGAGUUCAAUAUCAUUGAGCUCAUUAUGGAUUCUUCUCUUUCUUAUUGUCAAAUUUUUCGCUUCAGUAAUGGCAUUAAUUGGAAUUGCCAAUUGUUUUUUUAUUCUCGCUGUAUUUUGUGCUUGUACACUUUUUCUUACAAUUGCCAUUGUUCCCGAGACAAAGGGUCGUACUAUUGAAUCUAUUUUCAAUGAACUUAAUGGAACAUCUCAAUCUAAUAUUAAGGCUUAAUUUUUGUUGUUAUUAUUAUAUUUAUAAUGUAAAUUAUUAUCAAUUUUUUAAAAGUAAUUUUUAUUAUUACAAUUACUAUUAAUAAUAAUAAUAAUAAUAAAAAUGAUAAUUAAAAAAUUAAUUUAUUCUUCAAGAAUACUGUUCAAGAAUAAUAUUUAUUUAUGAUGUAUUCCACGCCAAAGUGUAAGUCCAUAUGCAAUUGCAUCUCCGAUUUGGGUUUUUUUUUCUUUUAGUACUUAUUGAGACUAGCUUCCAUGAAUUUUUUGAAAUUUUUUUAGCAACCCAUUUUUGAGUUAUGGAAUUUUGAAAAUUGGAGAAUUUUCAUGACUUUUAAUAUUUGAUUGCUCAUAAUUUCCUUAAAAAUGCAUCAAUUUUAAGUCUUUUUUUCAAAAUGUGUGUUUUUAAACGUAGGGGAAUAGUGGCAGGGUUGGACACAGUUUUGGUUUUUUGUUUAUAAAUCUUUUGUUUAGAUAAAUUCAGUCAAUUGUGGUAUAUGGGUGGAAUGAUAUACAAAAGAGGAACACUUCUGCUGUGGACCGUAAAUUGAUUGGUCCAAAAUUAAAAAAGUUAUAAACAUUUAAAAAAAAAAAUCUAGUCAGGGUUGGACUUUUCAGUCAGGGUUGAAUACUUUUUGAAAAUCGAAACGCAUUAUUGGUAAAAACGUAAAAUAACAUUUGUAAUGUUUUUUAUUCUUAUUUUUUCAUGUUUAUCUUUACUUAUUGUUUACAAAUUGUAAAGUUUCAUGGGUUUAAAAAAGGAAUGAACUCAAAUUACAAAAAAUAACGCUUUAUUGUUCCAAAUAACUCAAUGAAAUGAUGAACAAAAUUUAUACAAUUUAAGUAUUAUUUUUCUAAUAUCUUUGGCACAAUUUUGCACUGAAAUAUUAAUAAAAUAAAAUUUAUUUGUAUAUUUAUUUAUAAAUUGUGUCAAAUUCAUAAUUAAUAUGGGUGUCCAUCCCUAACUGUAUAAAGUGUCCAACCCUAACUAGAAGCAUCAUUUUCGAAUUGUGCUAACCAUAACCAGACAUGUGUCGCGAUUCGAUUUUUCACUUUUUUUCUUCUUAAAUUAUGUACCCCACAAUACAUUCAAU
Molecule: messenger RNA, 3208 nt
Organism: Leptopilina boulardi
Lineage: Eukaryota; Metazoa; Arthropoda; Insecta; Hymenoptera; Figitidae
Product: facilitated trehalose transporter Tret1-like
Exons: 4
Coding region: 706-2118 (470 amino acids)
Biological process (GO): transmembrane transport
Cellular component (GO): membrane
Molecular function (GO): transmembrane transporter activity
Source: RefSeq, a predicted model, not a curated record